UUCUUGGACGACGAAAUAUCCGGGGUGACACAGAGUAAGCCAACAUUUUAGGUAAAAACGCCUCAUGGGGUAUAAAGGGGUUUUUUAAAAAUCGCCCCUGUCUCGUUUUGACCAUGACUAUCAUGGCUACAAUCCCGGAAUCCACCUCUACUGUUGAUGUCAGAAUUAUCGAUACAAACACGCUCCUCUAUCUCAAGACGGGCUUAUUUUGGGAGACAAAGCUCAAAGGCUUCGAAGGCCUCCACGCCCCGACGUACUGCUUCCUAGUCUCUCACGGUAGUCGGCACGUGCUUUUCGAUCUUGGGGUCCGGAUAGAUUGGGAGAAUUAUGCGCCCAAGAUCGUCCAGCUGAUUAAAGCCACCACUAAAGUGGCUACUGGCCUUGAUGUUGCCUCGGUUCUCGACAAGGACGUAAGCGGGUUGCAAAUCCGUAGUAGUGAUGUCGAGGGUAUCAUCUGGUCGCAUAAUCAUUUCGAUCACACCGGAGAUCCUUCUACGUUUCCGCCCAGCACCCAGCUCGUUGUUGGGCCUGGUGUCAAAGCUGCGUCUUGGCCCGGGUACCCGUCGAAACCAGAUGCUGGCAUCCUUGAUACCGAUGCAGCUGGGCGCGAGGUCCGCGAGAUCACCUUCGCGAGUGCCGAGCUUCGCGUAGGUAGCUUCAACGCCUUUGACUAUUUCGGUGACGGGUCAUUCUACCUUCUCGAUGCACCUGGCCAUGCUAUUGGCCAUAUGUGCGCAUUAGCACGUACUACAGCUGAUCCCCCCUCGUAUGUCUUCAUGGGCGCAGAUGCGUGCCAUCACCCUGGCAUCAUCAGACCGAGUGGGCGCUUACAUAUUCCGCGGGAAUGUAUUUGCGCGGGCUUAUGGAAGAAUACGGGGGAACCGCUUCUAAGUGUACCCCGGGGACUGGUCUUUGCGGACCAUGCCGCUGCUGUGGAAACAGUGCACAAGAUCCAGGAGUUGGACGCUUUGAGGGAAGUCUUCGUCAUCCUCGCGCAUGAUACGACACUGAGGGGACGUAUUCCGUUCUUUCCCGAGCGUAUUAAUGAUUGGCAAGCGAAAGGUCUGCGCGAGAGAACGAGGUGGCUAUUCUGCCAAGAUUUCAAGGCAGCUGAGAUCACGCAGUAGCAAUAUUAAGGAAAAGGGGUCGCCUGCUACAGCACUGCAUUCAUCAUCUGACACAUACUAUAGGUACAUACAUGUAGGUCUCAGUUCAAACAGUACCUAAUGCUAGGUAUUUACCUUAUAGUGCAUCA
Daldinia loculata is the source of this 1255-nucleotide messenger RNA. Its product is annotated as Metallo-hydrolase/oxidoreductase. Bases 114 to 1127 code for a protein of 337 amino acids. The transcript is spliced from 3 exons. The record is from RefSeq and is a predicted model, not a curated record. NCBI's taxonomy places the organism in Eukaryota, Fungi, Ascomycota, Sordariomycetes, Xylariales, Hypoxylaceae.